GUCAGGGUUGAAAGGGGAAAGGUCGUCUGAAAAACAUGGCUGCUCCCCUGGAUGACAUGUUCUCCCUCUGCGUGGACCCCGGCAAAGUUGCCAGCUGCGUGGACGUCAGAUUUAUAGACAAUAUCAAGGGCAAGGGUCUGUUCGCUAAAAGAAGCAUCAAGAAGGGAGAAACCAUUUUCAUUGAACGCCCUCUGGUCUCUGCUCAGUUCCUGUGGAAUGCUUUGUACAAAUAUAAAGCGUGUGAGUACUGCUUACGUGCUCUGGAGACAGCUGAGGAGAAUGCAAGGAGGCUCAGCGGCAUCCCUGGACUCAGCCUUCCUUACCCUGAGCUCUGCUGUGUUCGACCGGAGCUGCACCAGGCCUGCCCUCAUUGUCAGGUGAUGUACUGCAGCAGCGAGUGUCGGCAGGCAGCAGCAGACCAGUACCAUCGGGUUUUGUGUCUGGGUCCAUCCCAGGAAGAUCCAGACCACCCCAUCAACAAGCUUAAAGAUGCAUGGAGGAGUAUGCAUUAUCCCCCAGAGACCUCCAGCAUUAUGCUCAUGGCCAGAAUGGUAGCCAUUGUCAAACAGGCUAAAGACAAAGCACACUGGCAGAAGCUGUUUUCACACUUCUGCAACCGGACUGCUAACGAGGAAGAGGAGAUCGCCCAUAAGCUCCUGGGGGAGAAGUUCAGAGGGCAGCUGGCCUUGCUACACAGCCUUUUUAAAACAGCACUUUAUGAUGAACAUCUGAGUCGGUGGUUUGUUCCUGAGGGUUUCCGCUCUCUGUUCGCUCUCGUGGGAACCAACGGGCAAGGCAUCGGCACCAGUUCCUUAAGUCAGUGGGUUCAUGCCUGCGACGCAUUUGAGCUUCCCGCCCAGCAGAGGGAGCAGUUGGACUCCUUUAUUGACCAGCUGUACAAGGACAUCGAGAAAGAAACGGGAGACUUUCUGAACUGUGAGGGUUCUGGACUUUUUCUGCUUCAAAGCUCAUGUAACCACAGCUGCAUACCCAACGCAGAGGCGUCCUUCCCCGACAACAAUUUCCUGCUUCACCUCAGUGCCCUUAGUGACAUCAAGCCAGGAGAGGAGAUCUGCAUCAGUUAUUUGGACUGCUGUCAGCGGGACCGAAGCCGUCAUAGCAGACACAAAAUUCUGAGGGAGAACUACCUGUUUGUCUGCUCGUGUCCAAAGUGCGUCUCCCAGAUGGAUGAGCUGGAUGUGACAUCAGAGGAAGAAGAGGAAGAAGAAGGCGAGGCAGAAGGUGAAACAGAGGGGGAUGAGAUGGAAGAUGAGAUGACAGAUGUCUGAUGAAAGACUUGCCCAUAUUGUUCUCUGCUGUUCCUCAUUUCUGCCACCAUGCUAAAGCGAACAUGAAGCCCAGAAGAAUAAAGACCAAACCAAAUCAUGA
This is a messenger RNA of Thunnus maccoyii (southern bluefin tuna), 1389 nucleotides long. It is a transcript of the gene smyd5, whose product is annotated as SMYD family member 5. The record is from RefSeq and is a predicted model, not a curated record. The coding region runs from base 36 to 1289 and encodes 417 amino acids. The transcript is spliced from 13 exons. Gene Ontology annotation, molecular function: protein binding; histone H4K20 methyltransferase activity. NCBI's taxonomy places the organism in Eukaryota, Metazoa, Chordata, Actinopteri, Scombriformes, Scombridae.